AGAUUAGUACUGAGACUGUGGGAAAACUUGUCUAGAACACAGAUGAAAUCUCUAGAUCCUGGGACAGUAGAGGUGAAUAGAGACAUGAUAGCAGUGGAUGACCUCAUUAAGGAGGUUCCACUCAGACGUGCAGGAGAGGUGGAGGCGAAGCUGGAGGAGAUGAAGAAGAAGAUUAAUGAUCUGAAGCAGAAGUACAAACACAACAGUGAAUAUGAACAACAUGUCUUCAGGUUCUGUUACAUCAAGAGAUCAGAGAUGGACUUGUGUGAAAAAUUAUAUGGAACACGAAACGCUGUAACAGGAGAAGUGAAGAAUCGUAUGGUAUCAGUGAAUGAUCUCAUGAAGCAGGUUAAACGCAGUACUACAGGAGAGGUGGUGAAGGCGAUGAAGAAGGCGUUACAGGAGACUAAUACACUGGAGCUGGAUUACAUGUGGAGCAGAAAAUAUUCACAUCAUGUCACCAGGUUCUGCACCAUACAGAGAUUAGAGCUCGAAUGGUACAUAAACCUCUAUGAAGCACAAAUAGAGGAGGACCGGUCUUUUGUGGUUGCGGCGGAGAGGGCAGCGAAGAUCUUCAAGGAACUCAAAGAUGAAGCAACAUCAAAGAGGCAGGACAUCUCCUCAGAAGAACUGAACGAGAUGUUUAACCAUGUUGAUAAGCAUCUGUGGUGUAUUAACUCCUGGUAUGAAAAGAAGGUGAUGGAGCUGAGCAGAUACAAGGAGGUUCUACCUGCACAGGCCCCUAAAGCACCCCGGAAUACAGACGGAGAAAAGAGCAAACUACUUGUUUAAACCACACAACAUGAUACAGAAGCAUUUAGGAUACAGGAAACAUAAUUUCUCUCUCUCUCACACACACACUCACACAGAGUAAUGGGCAAAAAACAAAAACCCUGUAUUUGAGCUAAAUAUUACUGAAGUCCUAAACUGAAGUCAUUCAUUCACAUUUCUCUUUGAGUAAUAGUACGAAAGUGAUUUGAAUAUUAAACACAUUGAGUUCGUAUUUGCUCACUGUAACAUUUAGUCGUAGUAAAAAUCUCUUUUUUGUGCACAUGAUGUUUUCAUCUGUGGUGAUGUAAUGCAACAGCAUGUAUAAAUAUAGUGAAGUAAAGUAUCAAUAUGUGCUGAAUCAUCUUGUGGAGUAAAAGGAAAAAAUAUUCUUGAAUGCUUCAGUCUGAUAUUUCGGAUAUUUCUUUGGGUGUGAUGAGGUCAUAUUCAGUGUGAGUACUGAUCACAGCCGUGCUAAUAUUCAGCGCAACAGCACGACCUCGAGUGUGACAUUGCUUUUAUAAAAUAGACACCAUUUAUUAAUUAUAUAUAAUUAUAUAAUUACCAACUACAAACACCAUUUAUCAUUAACAGAUUGUAAUUUUCUUCUUUAUUUUACCUGUGAUGCCGAGUGAUACGUAUAGUUAAACGUCUCAGUGCUGUUACUGUCUGUCACCACUCGUGGAUCGCCUCUCGUCCAAUUAGAUUACUCGCUCAGGACUAACUGUUGUAUAAUAUAAGGUCUGGUUCAUAAAUAUUCGAACAAAGAUAGGUUUUCUUUGGCACUGGGCCUCUGUACACCACCACAGUCAAGAGGUAAGAAAACAGUUUCAGUUUUUAAAGGAUUUGACAAAAGUGUGGCAUUAACCAUUCAGGAGUUACAGAUAUUUUAAUACAUGUACGUAUCCAUUUUGGUGACUCAGAAAUAAUAGAAUAAAGUAACAUAAACGUAAGGAUUGUUUUUAAAACUUGGAUAAAAAUCCUUUGCAGUGAAAUCUGGGACUCAUGAAUAUGAUGAAUGAACCAUAAACCAAAUGCUGAAUUUCCUCCCUUGAGAUUCAGUUCCUGUAAUUUCUGAAUGGUUAAUGUCACACUUUCAUUAAACCUCUUGAAUUAAAGCUAAAAGUAUCAACUUCCCUCAUGUCUUUGAGUGUUUAUUAUCAAAUUCAGUGCGGUGGUGUACAGAACCCAAAUGUCAAACUCAUUAUUGUUUUAAUAUUUAUGAAUCUGACUGUACAUUAUAGAAUUAUUUACUUUUAUGUUAAUGACAUUACAGUAUAAAAACAUUUACUCUUAUGUUAUAUUACAUUAUAGAAACAUUGUAACCAGCUGUAGAAUUGUUUUAUUAGAGUUUAUAAUAAUCUUUGAUCUUUAUGUUACUGUGUAGGAGACUAACAGAACUGUAUUAUGUAUGUAAUAACGUGUGUGUGUGUGUGUAUUGAAGCACUUCUUAUUCUGUGAAGCGUGAAACAGUAAAGUUGAGCUGUUCAGUUCGAGCAGUAAUUAGAGAAGAAGAGUUAUUACAGCUUGUGUGUGAAUAAUCUCUAACGUUACUUUAUUAUUUGGUGUGUAACCCGAGGUCAGAAUGGACCUCAGCAUGUCCUGCCUUCAGUCUCUUUAUGUGAAAUACAAUCACAGUGUGUCUCAGCUAACAUUACACAUCUAUAUAUUUUACAUCACAAGCUAGAGUUAUUAACGCUGUUCCUGAUUUUUGUGUGAUGCUCUCAUUGUAACACAGUGAAAAGUUACAUUUGUCUGUCAGCUUUUUAAAUAAAGUGAUGUUUAUCUGCA
Messenger RNA from Clarias gariepinus (North African catfish), 2559 nucleotides. RefSeq lists its product as uncharacterized. The transcript is spliced from 4 exons. Lineage: Eukaryota; Metazoa; Chordata; Actinopteri; Siluriformes; Clariidae. The record is from RefSeq and is a predicted model, not a curated record. Bases 43 to 792 code for a protein of 249 amino acids.